Messenger RNA from Cotesia glomerata, 2895 nucleotides. RefSeq names its product G protein-coupled receptor kinase 2 (gene Gprk2). Lineage: Eukaryota; Metazoa; Arthropoda; Insecta; Hymenoptera; Braconidae. Gene Ontology annotation, biological process: signal transduction; protein phosphorylation; regulation of signal transduction. The transcript has 7 exons. Gene Ontology annotation, molecular function: G protein-coupled receptor kinase activity; ATP binding. Gene Ontology annotation, cellular component: cytoplasm. The coding region runs from base 757 to 2532 and encodes 591 amino acids. The record is from RefSeq and is a predicted model, not a curated record.
AAAAAAUAAUAACAAGCACAAGUGUAUUAUCACUUAUCGGAUGUUGGUGUGUAUCAUACUCUUUAACAUGCACCAAUACUUGAGGAGCUUUCUUUAAACAGUAGUGUUCGUACGGGGGCCAGGUCGGCCAUUAUUUUUCGUGUCUACAUAUCCACGAGUUGUAGUAAUAUAGUAAUAUAGUUUCAACUGCGCGCGUUACUCAAUUAUUAAAUAACACCCAUUAUUAAAAUAUUAAAAUAUUUACUAUUUAGUCAACAACUAUAAAUACAACAAAACAAUUGUCCAAAAUAUAAAUCUAUAUUGUUUAAUGUAAUGAAACUAAAAGUUCAAUCAGUAUAUAGUGCUUACUAGGAGGUAGAUGAUAUCGGAUGCGGAAUCAGGAGAGGAGCGAAAUUUCAAGUGGUGGUCAGUCAACUUGGUGCUAAUUUAAAGACUGAAUUUCAAGGAUUUUAAGUGCUGAAGGAAGCUAACUGUGAUUGAUGAUUAUUCAUUGAUCAUUCAAGGGCUGACGUUGUUUUUAUUGAACAAAAAGCUUAUAAAUUGGUGGGGGUUACGCGUUUUGGACGCGGUGCCCACAACGGGCGCAGAUGGGAGCUAGUUUUAUAAAUUUAAAGUGGGUGGUAAAACCCACAGUUAAACACUUACUAUCGAAGGUGCCUAAAUUAUUUGAAUUUUUAAAUAAUAAGAGUCUAGACCGCCGAGUCUUUGGUAUCAUACCUUGUACUGAAUUGUUUAAACUCAAUCAAGCUGGAAUUGAUGGAGUUGGAGAAUAUUGUAGCCAAUACCGUUUAUCUCAAAGCACGAGAAGGCGGUGGUGACAGUAAUAAAGGUAAAAGCAAAAAAUGGCGAAAGAUACUCCAAUUUCCCCACAUAUCUCAAUGCAUUUAUUUACAAGAUAAGCUUGAUAUUAAGUACAGCUAUGUCGUUGAUCAACAACCUAUCGGGCGAGUGCUCUUUAGGCAAUUUUGCCAAGAUUUAAAACCUGCCUAUCAUCGCUUCAAUCUUCUGCUAGAUGCCAUUGAAAAGUAUGAAAUAGAAAUAGACGAAAAUCGAAUAGAGUUAGCCAAAGACCUGUAUGAACAGUAUUUGAAACACGAAAAUUCUGAAGUUUCGGGCAUUCUUAAUGAUUCGGUGAUAUCCCAGUGCGAGGAACGUCUCAGUUCUGCGGGAAAAGAUUUAUUUGUUCAAGUGUCUUCGAUUGUUAAAAACUAUCUUGCCGGUGAACCUUUCUUGCAAUUUCGUUCUAGUUUCUACUUCUAUAGGUACCUACAAUGGAAGUGGUUAGAAUCACAGCCAGUAACUUACAAAACCUUCAGAAUGUACAGAGUACUAGGAAAAGGCGGAUUUGGAGAAGUAUGUGCCUGCCAAGUUCGAGCGACUGGAAAAAUGUAUGCGUGCAAAAAGCUGGAGAAGAAACGAAUAAAAAAACGCAAAGGCGAAUCUAUGGUACUAAUAGAGAAAAACAUACUCCAAAAAAUAAACUCUAAGUUUGUAGUAUCUUUGGCGUACGCAUAUGAAACAAAAGAUGCACUCUGUCUCGUGCUAACAAUAAUGAAUGGUGGUGAUCUUAAAUUUCAUAUUUACAAUAUGGGCGGUGAACCAGGUUUUGAUAUCAAUAGAGCUCGAUUUUACGCCGCUGAAGUGGUUUGUGGUCUCGAGCAUCUUCAUCUUCAAGGCAUUGUUUAUCGUGACUGUAAACCCGAGAACAUACUUCUUGAUGAUCAUGGACAUGUGAGGAUAUCCGAUCUCGGAUUGGCCGUUGAAAUUUCUGAAGGCGAUAUGGUGCGUGGUCGAGUGGGUACUGUUGGUUACAUGGCGCCAGAAGUUAUUGAUAAUGAAAAAUACACCUUCUCACCCGACUGGUUCAGCUUCGGUUGUCUCGUUUAUGAGAUGAUCGAGGGUCAAGCGCCGUUCAGAGCCCGGAAAGAGAAAGUUAAGCGCGAAGAAGUUGAUCGACGUGUCAAGGAAGAUCAAGAAAAAUACUCUCACAAAUUUACCGAGGAGGCCAAGAAUUUGUGUCAACAGUUACUGAAGAAAAAUCCAAAGAAUCGGUUAGGGUGCAAGUGUGGUAGAUACGGUGCGAAGGAAGUUAAGCUUGAUAGUUUCUUUCAGUGCUUGAAUUGGAAAAGAGUCGAGGCUGGUAUGUGGGACCCGCCAUUUAUUCCAGAUCCUCACGCGGUCUAUGCAAAAGAUGUAUUAGAUAUUGAACAAUUUUCAACUGUAAAAGGAGUUAAUUUAGACGCAACAGACGAUACAUUUUACAGCCAAUUUAAUACUGGCAGUGUCUCAAUACCGUGGCAGAAUGAGAUGAUUGAGACUGAAUGCUUCAAAGAGCUUAACGUACUCGGGCCAGAUUGCUCACCCACGCCUGAUUUAUUAAUAAAUUAUCCGCUGACAAAUAAUGAUAGCCGUGGUUGCUUUCCAUUUAGAAGAAAAAAAAAGCAAAAUGCCCGAACAAGACAGAUACCGAUAUCCGAUGGACAUUUACUUGAAUUAUCUCAGAGUCAAGGAUCUGAAUUGCCAGCCAGCUGAUGACCUAUGGUAAGCGUAGUAAAUUUAACAACUGCUUCGGCAAAAGUUUGUUCAUCUUCAUCUAGGUACUUUUUAUGUCGGAAUUGUUUUAUUGGUAAUUCUACGAAAUAAUAAUCUCACGUGAUGUCACGUAUGUAUGUCUAUGCUUGACUACGUCAAUUUAAUAUUAAAAAAAAUUUAUCAUUAAAUAAUUAAUUGUUGGUGAGAUGCGAGUAGAGGCUGUGAAAGCAGUUAUUUAACCAGGCAUUUUACAACUUUAUUAAUGAAAUUUAGAUUUUAAAUAGCACAAAAAUUUUCAUUUGAAACUAACGCACUUUUCUAUACUGUUAAACUUUUAUUUAUUUAGCUGUUUACUUGCUAAAU